Grus americana (Whooping crane) is the source of this 1435-nucleotide messenger RNA. It is a transcript of the gene ENTR1, whose product is annotated as endosome associated trafficking regulator 1. The record is from RefSeq and is a predicted model, not a curated record. Lineage: Eukaryota; Metazoa; Chordata; Aves; Gruiformes; Gruidae. The coding region runs from base 70 to 966 and encodes 298 amino acids. The transcript has 7 exons. Gene Ontology annotation, cellular component: midbody; early endosome; recycling endosome. Gene Ontology annotation, biological process: regulation of cytokinesis; positive regulation of cilium assembly; positive regulation of protein localization to cilium.
UCUGAGGUGAGGACCCGCCCCGCGGUCGGUGGCCGCCCGGGUCGCGGAGAGGGCUGAGGCGGGGCGGCUAUGGCGGCGGGGGGGCUGCCGGCGGGGGGGCUGCCGGCGGCGGGCCCGGCCGAGCCCAACCCCUUCUCCUUCCACGAAUUCGUCCGUAGCAAGGCCCGGAGCGGCGAGGAGGUAGGCGGCGCCCGCCAGGCGGCGCGGCCCUGCCCGAGCCUCGGCCCCCUCUUAUUCCCGGAUCUGGUGCCGCCCGGAGAGGCGAAGGACGAGGAGGAGGAGGAGGAGGAGGAGGAAUGGAGCGGGAGCUACCAGCCCUUGACCGUGGAGCAGGCCCAUCUCGCCGCCGCGGGCCUCGACUCGCCCUCCGCCGGCUCCUUCUUCUGCGAGGGGCUGGCAGGCAGCGAGGACCCGAGCGUAGCCUCCCUCGGAGCCCCGCCGGGGCCGGGCUUUCACUCCCUGCGGCAGCCCAGCUACGAGGAGCUAAAAGAAGAGAAUGCCAGUUUGAGAAGCAAGAUCAAUAAGCUUCAGAUUUUCUCUGAAACUCAAGCAGACAAGAUGAGGAAGCUUGAAAAAAAGCUUGAGGAAAACAAAAUUAAAGAAGAAAAAGAAGCACAGGAUUUGGAAGCAAUGGUGCAGCACGUGGAACAAAAUCUCCAGCUGAUGACUAAACGGGCUGUUAAAGCAGAAAACAGCGCUACAAAACUGAAACAGGAAAACGCAUUACUUCAGGUUCAGCUGAAGAAUUACAAGACAGAGAAUGAAGCUUUGAGGCUGGGCCAGUCAGCAAGUCUGGCCGCGGUGAAACAAAACGCGGACAUCGCCCUACAGAACCUUCUCACAGUUAUAACAAACUCCCGCUCUUCAAUAAAGCAGCUGGUCUCCGGAGCGGAAUCGCUGCAGCUCGUUGCUGAUCUCCUUAAAUCAAUAGACAGAAUUUCUGAAAUGUCAGAAGAUGGACAGUAAAGCUGCAAAACGGAUUCAAACUGAGAACUUCGCUUUCAUGCAGAAAUCGUUACUUAAAAGUUAAUUUCCGAUACUCAACCUGGUUACGAUGCGAACUGCUGCAGAACUGGCUUCUCCAUCUCUACCUGUCGGGCAGCCACAGCCACCGGGUUGCUAAAACCUGAAUCGACAAGAGUAUGUCCCUUUUUUCCUGCUACACGGGGACGACGGCCCCUCCUUGCCUCGCACCCCGCAUUCCUGCGAGCCCCCCCCCCCGGUUUUGCCUGGGACCCCACAAACCCCCCCGGCUUUGGCUGGGCCCCCCCUUGCCUUUCUCUUCCCCAUCAGGGUGUUCCUGGCCGCGGAGGGAAAAGGGGUUGUGGGGCUUUCGAGCCGGGCCCGGCCGCCGGAAGCGGUUUGUAAUCAUCCUCAUCGCGGCCGCUGUGUGACGGGUUUUGUGGCGCUAUUAAAGACCGCGGAGGUGGCGGCA